AUGCAUUCACCUCGACCGUAUAUAACACCAGAAUUUAGAAGACAAGUCUUUGACAUGGUACACAGUUUACAUCAUCCUGGAAGGUAUUGCCUUACCGUCAUCGAUAGAUUCACGCGAUGGCCCGAGGCGUUCCCGCUUAAGGACAUAACAGCUGAGUCCUGUGCCGCAGCUUUGGUGUCCGGUUGGAUUGCACGCUUUGGUUGCCCAGCCCGGGUAACCACAGACCGCGGUCGGCAAUUUGAAAGUCAACUGUUCAAAUCUCUCACAGCGACAGUUGGCGCUCGACAUAUUCGCACUACCGCCUACCAUCCUGCAGCAAACGGUAUAGUUGAGCGAAUGCAUCGACAACUUAAAACAGCAAUCAUGUGCAACAGCAACUGUAGUUCUUCGCAGUGGACUGAGUCUCUUCCACUAGUACUUCUUGGCAUGCGCAGCUCCUGGAAGGAUGAUCUUCAAGCGUCACCAGCAGAGCUCGUUUAUGGUGAGCCCCUUAUAUUGCCCAGUCAGUUCCUGUCGCCUAAGGAUGAUUACACCGCAACAGAUGUAACUCUUUACGCCACACGCCUACGAUCUCAUAUGGCUAAACGUUCCCCAAGACCAACUUCCUGGCAUACAUCUACCGCAUCACCAUUUUAUAUACCUAAAGACUUAACAAACUCAUCGCAUGUAUUUCUGAGACAAGACCGAUUGCGUGGAUCGUUAGAACCACCGUAUGCCGGACCCUUCAAGGUCAUCGAAAGAACGCCUAAGUAUUUCACACUAGACGUCCAGAACAAAAAGGUUAAUGUUUCUAUCGACAGGCUUAAACCGGCGUACAUGGCAAGAGAAGAAAAGGUAACACUAUCACAACCUGUCAAAACUUCAACAGAGAAGUACACACGAAGCGGGCGAAGAGUCCAAUUUCCCAACUUUUAUCGACCGUAG
Melitaea cinxia (Glanville fritillary) is the source of this 924-nucleotide messenger RNA. RefSeq lists its product as uncharacterized. The coding region runs from base 1 to 924 and encodes 307 amino acids. The transcript is spliced from 2 exons. The record is from RefSeq and is a predicted model, not a curated record. Gene Ontology annotation, biological process: DNA integration. NCBI's taxonomy places the organism in Eukaryota, Metazoa, Arthropoda, Insecta, Lepidoptera, Nymphalidae. Gene Ontology annotation, molecular function: nucleic acid binding.